Ostrinia nubilalis (European corn borer) is the source of this 1318-nucleotide messenger RNA. It is a transcript of the gene G6P, whose product is annotated as glucose-6-phosphatase 3. The record is from RefSeq and is a predicted model, not a curated record. Gene Ontology annotation, molecular function: glucose-6-phosphatase activity. The transcript is spliced from 7 exons. Gene Ontology annotation, biological process: glucose 6-phosphate metabolic process; gluconeogenesis. Lineage: Eukaryota; Metazoa; Arthropoda; Insecta; Lepidoptera; Crambidae. Bases 142 to 1236 code for a protein of 364 amino acids. Gene Ontology annotation, cellular component: membrane.
AAAUGUGUCAAAAAGUUUGACACUGACAGUUUGUUAUCAGCAAAAUUUGUUAUGGUUUUUCGAAGCAAAAUUACCGUGUUUUAUUAAUGAUUUGUUAAUUAAAAUGAUUGUGUAAGUCGUUAUCAUCCCACUCGGCGCACGAUGGACCGGCUGUACGCACUCGGGGUGUCUUGUAUAGAGUUCCUGCAGGACUGGUUUGCGGACUCAGAAAACUACUUCGAGUGGGUGAACGACCUGUCCAACCCGCACUAUGUCAUGGAAUACCUGUUUCCAUUCGUGUCCACGCUGGAUUCAGUGUUUGCAGCGCAGUUACUGCUCUGUAUGUCUUUUGGGGGCUGGCUGAACUCUGUUAUGAAGUGGUGGUUGCUAGAAGACCGCCCCUACUGGUGGAUCCGUGAGACCUCAUUCUACGAAGGCGCCCGUCGCCCGCAGCUGAGACAGUUCCGGCAGACGUGCGAGACCGGCCCUGGUAGCCCGUCAGGCCACAGUACUACUGUCGCUAUGCUGCUACUGCUGGCUAUCAUGUGGAUAUCACAUAUCAUGAAUGAUAGAAAGUGCUACAUCUGGUGGUGGAAGUACAUAGUGUACCCAGUUUUCGCGUGCGCGCUCGGCUCGGUGAUGCUCGCGCGAAUGUUCGUCGCCACGCACUUCCCGCACCAGACGCUGAUGGGCGCUUUAGUUGGUUCCCUCUUAGCCCCAGCGCUGUGCAUCUACGUAUGCGACCCAUAUGUCUGGGGCUUCGGUCCCCACGGGCGCUCCGACACGCGGCGCGCGGUGGCUUGGCAUGUCUUCUCGGCGUUAGUGACAGUGGCCAUUAGUGUGGUCACGUACUUCAGUUUGACAUUAUGCGGCUGGGACCCUCACUGGACUGUCAAACUGGCCUUCCGCUGGUGCGAGAACCCUGAAGACAUCCACGUGUCCACCACUCCUAUGUACGCUCUGGUGCAGGCCACCGCUUCGAUGCUUGGCUGGGCGCUCGCCGUCACGCCCGCUGUCGCUCAGUUCCGUCACUAUACCAAAAACCGUUCGCUCAUACUGUCCGGUUUAGCUAUGUACCUACUCUACUGUGGCACAAGACACCUCCAAGAAAACAUAGACAAAAACAGCACUCUAUGGUUCUACUCUAUGCAGUUUUUACUAGCAGCUGUCAGACCGUUUUUGUACCUUCGAGUUGUACCCACAAUAUCUAUGUUACCGUACCCUAGUGUAGGUACAGGUAAGCACAAAAGGGAAUAGGCAAUUUUUAGUAUAAUAGUCCAUUUUUAACUUACUCAAAUAAGGGGUUUUUUGAUUCGGUUGUAUGUUUUAUUUAGCUUAA